Pseudo-nitzschia multistriata is the source of this 1195-nucleotide messenger RNA. The record is from the annotation of a GenBank genome assembly. NCBI's taxonomy places the organism in Eukaryota, Bacillariophyta, Bacillariophyceae, Bacillariales, Bacillariaceae.
GGAGAAUUCAGCGAGGGGGAACAUUAAAGGUGUGUGUUCAGGCAAAUCGUAUGCGCGUUGAUUUGUGAAAAGAAAGCAUCUUGCGAUUUUUUCUUGGAAGGUAUGCACUUAAACUUGGUUUUUGUUUCCAAAUGCUUCAGUCGCCGUGAGAUUUCGUCCAUUGAUCGAGGAUCCCGAGCAAUAUGACAGAAUACGAAAAAAGAAUGCAGAGAAAACAGCAUGGAAUAUCGAAAAGGUGGGGGCAAUGCAUUUGUUGACUCAAAAAGGAUACGGACCCAAGGUCGAGGGAAGAACAUCAUUUCAAUUCGAUCAGGUAUUCGGCAAAGAUUCACAGACCCCACUAGUAUAUAAGAGCAUAGCGAGACCAAUGGUAAAUGCAACAAUGAACGGGAAACAUGCUACUAUAUUUGCCUAUGGACAAACCGGGUCGGGGAAAACAUUCACUAUGCAAGGGGAAGGCAAGAUAGGAAGUGGCAAGGCUGGCAUCAUACAGCUGGUAACUUCUGAUAUUUUCCGAUACACGGGAAAGGGGGAAGCUUUGAAGCGAGACUUCAAAGUGAAAGUGUCUUACUUUGAGAUCUACAAUGAACAGAUACGCGACUUACUCGCUAGUGACCCAGAAAACGCUUCGACGGACACGAGCAGCACAACCACCACUUCCGGUCGAGGAGUGACGAUUAGGACCAAUGCCAGUGGGGAAAUCAUUGUAAAUGUUGAACAAAAGCGCGUGCAUAACGUUGACGAAGCCCUUGCGUUGCUGGUUCAAGGCAAUAUGCAUCGCACAGUAGGUGCGACAGGUAUGAAUGAACAAUCUUCACGAAGUCAUGCUAUUUUUCGUCUUACUAUAGAGAGUCGCCUCAAAACCAAUCACCAACCGAUUGAAAACCAAGAUAAUGAAAUCGUGAGAGUAUCCGACUUCAAUUUGGUGGAUUUGGCAGGGUCGGAGAGUUUAAAGUUAACGAAAGCCACAGGGAACCGGCAACGAGAAGGAGCCACGAUCAACAAAAGGUACGGAUGAAUUUUUGAGCAGUGCUUGUACCGUACGGAAUGCUGUUCGUUCUACCCUGUUCAGAAUUACAAACACAUUCUUAAUUACUUCCUUUUUUCAUGAAACAGUUUACUCGCAUUGACAUCUGUGAUCCAAUCAUUGAGCCAGCCACUUAAGAAAAGGCCGCAAUAUAUCAAUUACAGGGAU